Lacerta agilis (Sand lizard) is the source of this 3691-nucleotide messenger RNA. Its product is annotated as gamma-aminobutyric acid receptor subunit alpha-3-like. Gene Ontology annotation, biological process: regulation of postsynaptic membrane potential; signal transduction; nervous system process. The transcript is spliced from 10 exons. NCBI's taxonomy places the organism in Eukaryota, Metazoa, Chordata, Lepidosauria, Squamata, Lacertidae. Gene Ontology annotation, molecular function: transmitter-gated monoatomic ion channel activity involved in regulation of postsynaptic membrane potential; inhibitory extracellular ligand-gated monoatomic ion channel activity; GABA-A receptor activity. Bases 284 to 1726 code for a protein of 480 amino acids. The record is from RefSeq and is a predicted model, not a curated record. Gene Ontology annotation, cellular component: neuron projection; dendrite membrane; postsynapse.
GGCUGAUCUUGCAACCCUCUGGAAGACGGAGAGACCACGAGGCUCACGCGUCAGCCGAAACACCCAAGGUUUAAAUGCGUUCAUCUCCUCCCCUGGAUCUGAUCAACCGCUGCCACAGUCCGCUCCUCGUCACCCGAGACAGAAGCGCCAGACUCUCGGGGGCGCAAAGGCAGGACUGAGAGAGAGCAGCCGCGAGUGCCACUCCAGUAGGUUUCUGGAUCCAGCAGCAGCUCCGCAGGAGGUGUGGACGUUCUGCUGGCUAGCACUGCUGCACCCUGAAGUGAUGGCAUUGACAAGGGUCUGGGCCAUACCCCCGCUCUGUGUGACUAGCCUUGGGAUUCUGCUGCUGGUUUAUGCUCUCCCUGCAGAAGGACUCGCUCAAAAGCAUGGCCCGGAUAUUAUCGAUGAUGACAACAAAGACAACAUCACCAUCUUCACACGCAUCCUGGACCGGCUGCUGGAUGGAUAUGACAACCGACUGAGACCUGGGCUUGGAGAUACAGUAACUGAAGUCAAGACCAACAUUUAUGUAACAAGUUUUGGGCCCGUCUCGGACACAGACAUGGAGUACACAAUUGAUGUAUUCUUCCGGCAGUCCUGGCGAGAUGAGAGGCUUAAGUUUGAUGGCCCCAUGAAGAUCCUCCCCCUCAACAACCUGUUGGCCAGCAAGAUCUGGACUCCGGACACCUUUUUCCACAAUGGCAAGAAAUCGGUGGCUCACAACAUGACCACACCCAACAAGCUUCUUCGACUGGUGGACAAUGGUACCCUCCUCUACACCAUGAGAUUGACCAUUCAUGCGGAGUGUCCGAUGCACCUGGAGGACUUCCCAAUGGAUGUGCAUGCCUGUCCACUAAAGUUUGGGAGCUAUGCUUACACCAAGACAGAGGUGAUCUACACCUGGACCCAUGGGAAAGUGGAGGUGGCCGAAGAAGGCUCCCGCCUGAAUCAGUACGACCUCCUUGGCCACAAUGUGGGGAGAGACUCCAUUGAAUCCAGCACAGGAACCUACAUUGUGAUGACAACUUACUUCCACCUUAAGCGUAAAAUUGGGUAUUUUGUGAUCCAGACCUACUUACCCUGCAUCAUGACAGUCAUCCUCUCCCAAGUCUCUUUCUGGCUCAACAGAGAGAGUGUUCCAGCACGGACAGUGUUUGGGGUCACCACGGUCCUGACCAUGACUACCCUGAGCAUCAGUGCAAGAAACUCCUUGCCCAAAGUGGCAUACGCAACGGCCAUGGACUGGUUCAUGGCUGUCUGUUAUGCCUUUGUGUUCUCUGCACUGAUUGAGUUUGCUGCCGUCAACUACUUCACAAAACGCAGCUGGUCUUGGGAUGGCAAGAAGGUUCUGGAGGCCCAGGAAUUGAAGAAAAAGGAGCCCGUCAUGCUGGCAAAGAAGACCAACAACACCUACAACAUUGUUGGCACAACGUAUGCCCUCAACAUCACCAAGGAGCCAGGCCUGCCCACCAUUGCCAAGAGUGCAUCAGCAACUACAGCCACACCUGUCACGGCUGCGGCUGCUGCUGCUGCUGCUGCACCCCCAAAGGUGGCCCGGUUGGAAGAGAAGCCCCCUGAGAACAAGAAGACCUACAACAGUGUCAGCAAGGUAGACAAAAUGUCCCGCAUCGUCUUUCCGGUCUUGUUCACCAUUUUCAACAUGGUGUACUGGGCGACGUACGUCAACCGGGAGUCGGCUAUCAAGGGCAUGAUCCCCAAGGAAUGAAGCAAGCCCCUCGCCCCUCUUCCAUCUGUCCAUGUGGCCCAGGCAGAGGAGUCUCUGUAGGGGCUCCUUUGUCCCCCGGCUGGUUCUAUAUUAAUUUUAUCUUCUUCUUAAUUUUAUCAGCUGACUUCUUCCUUCUUCCCAUGCAAAUCAAACUGUGAUUUUUUACAAGGAUAACCCCAAGAACUUUUCAUUUGUUACUUGUUUGGUCUCUUCUAUUUCGUUGUUGUUGUGGAGGUGUGUGGAGGUAUGUGUUGAGAGGACGUAUAAUAGAAAAGUGGUGCCUCCAGCGUGGUGAGCCUGACAUCCUUCUCCCCAGAGUCCCCUGCUUGCCCCACGCCAAUGGGAGCUGGCUUCAUUCCCAGUUCAUUUCAUGCUAAAUUCUGCUGAGGAAUGCAGGGCAGUUUCUUCUUCCCUUCUAGUGAUCUCUGAUGGUCUGCCCUGGUGUCUCCAGUGGUCACCUUUCUCAUCCCUUGGUGAGUUUGUCUUGGUGGUUCCUCUUCUGCUGCACUUCUUUCCUCUAAUGAUGGGGGGUGGCCCUUCGGAUGUUGCUGAUCUGCAACUCCUAUCAGCUCCAGCAGGCAGGGAUGUUGGGAGUUGUAGUUUGGAAAUAUUGGAUGGAUUCGGGGGAUAGGGGACAGUGCACCCCAUCAUCUGGUGAUGAGGCCUCCCAGAACCACACAGACUCCUCCUACCCUGGGUGUCUCCUUCCCUCUGCAGUUUUUAAGCAGGGAAAAGCAACCAGGCCCUCUUUCCUUUCCCACACCCCACACAAAUGAGAGGUGACCCUGUUCUCUGUGCCUACCAGUGGGGAGGGGACUGGUGGCAACCACAAAUUAUGGGUGGCUAGUUUGCUGAGUCAAACUUUAUAACCCCCUGAACAAAAGUAAGCCUGUGGGAUGUUAGAUGCGUUUGGAGCAUAGGAUAGGAUAUUCUCCAUUAUUUAUCCUUCCUCAUGCUCACUUGUGUGAGUUUAUCGUCUGGUUAGCAGAGUUUAAAAUUACCAUCCCUUUGUGGUAUAAAAUCUGGAAAUUUCUGGGACAAGGUUGCUUAACCUUAAUAAUUAUCCAGGGUGUUCUAGCUGAUUGGACCUUCCCCCUUUUAUCCCUAUAAACAAAAGAAUAACACAGAAAUCUGUCAUGUAAGAAUAAAAAUAUUGUUUACUUUAAGAAUGUCUCAGACUCGAUUCAGCAGUAAGCAGCUGUGAAAUAAGACAGGCAGAAUAUAUUUUUUCAAUUACAAAAUAAAUGGUUGAGAUAAAAAAUGGAAUCUUUUCAGGAAAGCACAGAGAAGCACCCUCUCUUUAGUUACAUGGUGAAGGGAAAAAACAACCUGAGCUUUUAGGAGGGAGUAAGUAGUAAGGAUUACUUUCCUUUUGUUACUUUCCCCCACUUAGGAAAGCAGGGGAUAUGACUUCACAGAAUGCCCUAUCUCUAUGUGUCUUAACCCUUUUGUUUGUCUAAAAACACAUGAAUUUUUAUUUUGGCUGCAAUGCUAUUUACCACAGACUCCUCAUACCUGCUCAAGGAGAAAGAUGCUUCUGUUCUGGAGAGCAAUGCCAUGGGGUGGUGAUGGCCACCAUGAGCAGCAGAAGGAAGAGGUGCAAGGUGAUGCAAAUUUGGCCUGCAAACAGCCAGGACAGCCAUGGAGUUUGUGCAGGUUCUGUUCUCAGAAACCGGCAAGUUUAAAUAACCUUGUUUAAGAAUGAGCCUGAGCUACAGGUGCUGACAGCAGUAUGCAUGGGUUUAUCCCACUCUCUGCUCUGUCUUGGCAUCCCUUGGUUUCCUUGGAGAUGCUUUCAAAACCUCUCUUUCCAAACAAUGGAUUUUGUAGUUCUGAACUGCCUGAUUCAGAGGCACCAGUGUGUUAGUUAUCUGCCAUUGUGCUGGACUUGGAUGUCUAGAUUUUGUUUUAAAAGGGAGGUGGGGCAGAGUUGACUCUUCCUGCAGUUCUCUUUCUUUCAUCACC